This is a messenger RNA of Acyrthosiphon pisum (pea aphid), 1326 nucleotides long. RefSeq lists its product as uncharacterized. Bases 547 to 1173 code for a protein of 208 amino acids. NCBI's taxonomy places the organism in Eukaryota, Metazoa, Arthropoda, Insecta, Hemiptera, Aphididae. The transcript is spliced from 2 exons. The record is from RefSeq and is a predicted model, not a curated record.
UCGACACUUCUCGUUUUAUACUACAUAGAAUAAGAAACCUGAACUAAAAAUGAACUUAUAAAUAAUAUUUUCCUUAUUACCAUACAUCAGUUUAUAUUAUUUCAGAAAAACCAUAUGCUCACUAUCCUUACUAACAUAAUAUCUAUUUUCACCUAGCAUCGUGUUUCUCUAAAUAGUUGAAAAAAAAAAUAGUUGAAAAAAAACUACCUACUUCAACAAACAAUAUGUUUGACAUCAACGGACGGUCGGUACUUCAACAAACAAUAUGUUUGACAUCGACGGACGGUCGGUACCUUACCCAUGUGGCUGCUCGAUCAGUGUGUAUCCAGUCUUUUGUCCGGUGUACACACAUUUUGCGUUUACAGUUUUUCUCAACAGAUAUUCAGAUACGGAUUUAUCUACUUAUAUAAUAUUUUUAUUUAUCAUAGUAGGUAUUUAUAAUUUUUAUAUUUCGUUUGUGAUAAUCAUUACCGGUAAAAAAUGUAAGUAUUUUGUUUUAUAUUAUUCGUAAGAUAUUUUAAGAAUUACAUAUAAUCCGAUUUUUAGAUGUCAAAUAAUUCAUCACCGAGUACUCCGGUAUAUGGAGGAGAUGAGUAUAAUCGACGUCUGGCCGAAAUACAUAGCCAGUCUCCAGUUUUCAUCAACAUGGAUGAGCAUGACUUUUUCGUAUAUGGUGAAAUGACUCAAUCCGGAGAUAGUGGUUACUCGACUAACCAGAGCACGCAAGUUGAAAAUAAUGAUUGGCAUAGGGCAUUUUCGCCUAUUCAUCCCCCUGCAACACCAUCACCACCUCGACUAUCACAGAUGGAGAAUUGUCAACGUUCUUUGACACCGGUUCAGCCUGUCUUGUUGGAAGAAGCUUCGCUAGACAUGUUUCCGCCGACAACACCGAUAGCAUACGUACUGAGGGUGAGAAACGACCUUUUUCCAGACUUAGAUUCCCAGUCCUCAGUUUCACAUAGCACGGUAGAAAUUCCUCGGGUCAUGUUAACCCCCGAAUAUAACAUGCUUUUUGAAGGGGAAAAUAUGAAUACGUCACAUCAUUCUGGAGAGCAGACAGCAGAAAUGGAUUGGAGUGAAGAUGGAAAUAACGAGGAGUUGAUCAGUCAUAUGGAGGCAUAUGAAGAUGAUGAAGAACUUAACCGACACAUGGAUGAAUAUGAAGGUUUUUGAGGGGGGUGUAAUAAUUAUAUUAUUUAUUAUAUAUUAAUAAAUAUUUUUAAAUUUUAAAACCAUGCAUUCAAUAAUUUAUAUUUUUUUAAAUAUUUUGUUAGUGGUAAUUUUAAAAGUAGCAUAUGGUCGCUUUUCUUGCUAACUAUUUUUGUA